UAAUAACUGGGGUUGUGGCAUUGUCAGUCGCCUGGCUGGAGACUCAGUGUUAACCUGCCUUCACACCCGCUGGUGGAUCAGUCAUUUUUAACCACUUCAGAGUAUUUUUUAUUAGAUAAACUACAGCGAGGUUUAAUGUUGCUGAUAUUUUAGUGUAGAGUCGACCGACAUUCGUCAGGCAACACGGAGAACGAAUUGAUGAUUUCCACAACACACUCCCGGAUCUUCGCCAUUUCCACAGGAUCAUAUACAAGUACCGGAAGUAUCCUGGUUUCUCCAUAGACCCCAAGACAAGUCGCCGAAGAUACCGAAGAAUUCAACACUGUUAUACUACAUUUGUUGGUCUUCUCUAUAAACCAAGACCAGCACAUAAUCCACAACAAAACACUAGUCAAAGUAAAAGCGAGAAGUAUUAAUUCAAUUCUCAUAAAUUUCUUCCAUUCGAACCUCUCCAGGACAGUACUCAUAAUUUAUUUUCAUUAGGCAAAUAUGAUUGAUUUUAAUUCGUCGUACAGUUGUUCAGUGUGCAAGAAAGGCUUCAGCACUAAAUUAGCUCUAGCAAAACAUGAUUGUAACCAAGAGAAACAUUAUCAAUAUUCGCUACGUCGGAGAGCUCUCUUGUGGGAACAGAGGAUUCGUACCAGCAGGAAACUGUACAAGUGUUCAGUGUGUUCAGAAGAUUUUGAACGAGAGUCUCAUUUAAUACAACAUAUGAAUGUUCACAAAAGAAAGCAACAGAAAACCUGUUCAAUGUGUCAAGAAAGUUUUACUUCUAAAAAAGCUCUGGUAAAACACCAGAAGGUUUUACACGCGGAUAAAACUCCCCCUCAGUGUUCAAUUUGUGCUAAAGUCUGUUCAAAAAAGUCUUAUCUCCUACAACACAUGAAAGUUCACACAAAGUGUAAUUCAUAUCGGUGUUCGGAAUGUCUAGAAGAGUUUAAAGAUAAAACAACUUUUGUCGAACAUAAGAAAACCCAUCCACCAAAAAAAUCGUUCAUGUGUUCCUUUUGUUUUAAGACAUUUUCACGUAAAUCAAUUGUGACUGAACACAUGAUGUAUCAUACAGGAGAGAAACCACAUCAAUGUUCAAUGUGCAAGAAAGCAUUCACAAUUAAAGCUGAUCUAGUAAAACACAUGAGAGUUCAUACGAAUGAGAAACCUUAUAAGUGUCUAAAAUGUCCAAAGAAAUUUAAACAAAUGUCACAUCUGAAGCGACACAUGAAAAUCCACACAGAGAGGACGUAUACGUGCUCCUUGUGUCCAGAAAACUUCUCAAAUAAAAAUUCUUUAAUCAAACAUAACCAGGCAAGUCAUUUAGAGUCUACAGUCAAUAUCACAGUGGAGUGUGAAAUUAAAAGGCAAGAUGAAACUAAAGGUGGGUAAUAUUAAUGGGGAGGGAAGUUGACUGGUGGGGGUAAUUGUAAAUAAGGUGGGGUGAAAUUAUCAAGAACGAUAUUUAAAGAUAUUUAUCUUUUAUGGAUUGUUGCCUUUUAGCAAUUUCCAAAUUUUCUUAAUUUUAAAUAGUUUCACUUUUAGUUUUGUUUUUAAUGUAUGAAACAAGGAUCCAUAAGUUGAGAAAAUUUUAUAUUACCAAUAUAUUAUAGAAAUUAACACAGGCAGGUUUGGCCAGCUGUGGCAAAACGAUGAACUAUCUAUUAAAACUUUUAAAUUAUUAAAGA
Messenger RNA from Cherax quadricarinatus, 1679 nucleotides. The record is from RefSeq and is a predicted model, not a curated record. NCBI's taxonomy places the organism in Eukaryota, Metazoa, Arthropoda, Malacostraca, Decapoda, Parastacidae.